ACUCCACCCACUUUUUGCUUUCUUUCUCCAUCUCUGCCACCGUCUCUCUCCCUCUCUGGACUUGUCUUUAUUUGGCACUCCCGGAAGCUGCUGGGCAUUGCUCUCCCUGCCUGCCCGGGCAGCUGAUGUGACUGACUGACACCGGCUCCCGCUGAGGAGGAGGAGGAGAAGGAGGAGGAAGAGGAGGAGGAGGAAGGAGAGCCGCGGCGAGGAGAGGGAGGGGGGGAGCGAGUGACCGGCCGCGGAUUUUCAUUGCAGAGAGGAGGGGGGAAAAAAAACAACCUACGCGGGUCAUCAAAACAGGGCCUUACUGAGAGGUCUUCUGGUUUAAUCCAAAUUGACAUCAGUUUGAGAAGACUCUGUUUACAUUCCUCCCCUACAGCUAAUGGAAAACAAAACACAAACCAUACAAGAAUGGCAGAGACUCAUGGCUUAAUGGAGAGAUUGGAGAAAGCAGUGACUCGACUUGAAUCAUUGUUUUCAGAUUCACACAGAUCUGGUGGAAUGGAGUGUGAUGGCAUCAAUGGAGUCAAUGGAAGCAUAGCACCAUAUGUGGAAGCCUUUGAUAGGCUGCUGAACGGAAGUGUUGCUGAGUUUCUCAGGUACAGCAAGAUUCUUGAAGGUGACGUGAAGACACAUGCAGAGAUGGUACGUGCUGCUUUCCAAGCGCAGAGAUCUUUCUUGCUGUUAGCAUCUCAAUGUCAAGAGCCUCAAGAGAACGAGGUGGCAAUGCUUCUCAAGCCAAUAUCAGAGAAGAUUCAGGAAAUCCAGAAUUUCAGAGAAAGGAACAGAGGAAGUAAAAUGUUCAACCACCUGUCAGCUGUCAGUGAGAGCAUCCCUGCCCUUGGGUGGAUAGCAGUGUCUCCUAAACCAGGUCCUUAUGUCAAGGAGAUGAAUGAUGCUGCUACCUUUUAUACUAACAGGGUAUUAAAGGACUACAAGAACAGUGACACACGCCAUGUUGAUUGGGUGAAGUCAUAUCUGAACAUCUGGUCUGAGCUUCAAGCUUAUAUCAAAGAGCAUCACACCACAGGUCUCACCUGGAGUAAAACUGGUCCUGUUGCAUCCCCCAUGUCCAUGCGAUCUGUUCUAACCAGCGGCUCCUGCCUUUCCCCGCCACCUCCUCCACCGCCGCCCCCGGGACCGCCUCCCAUCCUCGAUACUGAAACCGCGAAGGACGAAGGAACUGCAUCUCGCUCAGCCCUCUUUGCACAGCUCAACCAGGGCGAGGCAAUUACCAAAGGGCUUCGACAUGUCUCUGAUGACCAGAAGACUCACAAGAACCCCAGCCUACGUGCCCAAGGUCCACCUGUUCGUUCUCCAACAAAAAGCCAUACUCCAAGUCCUACCUCUCCCAAGAAUUCCCCACAGCAGAACCAUGCCCCUGUCUUGGAGCUAGAGGGAAAGAAGUGGAGAGUGGAAUAUCAAGAGGAUAAGAAUGACCUGGUCAUCAACAACACUGAACUCAAGCAAGUGGCCUAUAUUUUUAAGUGUAACAAAUCUACACUUCAGAUAAAAGGAAAAAUCAACUCAAUUACUAUUGACAACUGUAAAAAGUUUGGCCUUGUGUUUGACAAUGUUGUGGGAAUCGUGGAAGUGAUCAACUCCAGGGAUAUUCAGAUUCAGGUGAUGGGGAAAGUGCCAACCAUUUCUAUUAACAAAACAGAAGGCUGCCACAUCUACCUCAGUGAGGAGUCAUUGGAUUGUGAGAUUGUGAGUGCCAAGUCAUCCGAGAUGAACAUUCUCAUCCCCCAGGAUGGUGAUUAUAAAGAAUUUCCGGUUCCUGAACAGUUCAAGACAGCAUGGGAUGGAUCUAAGUUGGUCACUGAACCUGCAGAGAUUGUGGGUUGACUUCCUCACGCCAUAGAGCACUCGCUGACCGCGGCCAGACUGCGGCCAGCACACACAAAGCAGUAAUGUAAAGAACUAGAGGUAGCAGGAGUUCAUGCUGCUGUCAUAGGCCUUCAAGCAUUAGCUCUGCAUGCUAGGAACAAUAACACAUCUGGCACCCUUUUGUUAGGCAUCCCGGUCCUGGUCACGUCUCCACACAGUUUGCCUUCACAUACAAUUUUAAUUCUGAAUAAGAAUGCAAUAGGUUAAACUCCCCCACCCUCCAGUCACAUCAUUGGUUUGAAAUUUUGUAUACAUUAAGCCAACGUACUGCAUGAUACACUUUUUUUAUCAUCUUGCUUCAGUGCAUUCCUUUUUGUAUUUCUGCUAAUCAAAAACAGCAUUAAGACCUUAAGGUGUUUAUUUUUGCCUUUUAAGCAAUUCCUGUACGACGCAGUAAAAAUGUACCUGUAGAAAGUAUGCAGUUUCUUGCAGUUCUGUGGCAGUCAUAAUGUGUUUUGUUUCAAACAAGCAAAAAAGGACAACUUGCACCACAGCAAUACAUUUUGCUAACUGAAAAUGAAAAAAAAAUCUGGUAAUUUAAUCAAAAGUGGUUUUAAUAUGCAUAUUUAGAAGAUAACACAGUUUUCUGUGAAGUAAGAUUUUACUAUGGUUCGCAGACUUGCUGCCCUCUCAUUUCUUGCAAAUCAGUAAUUCUUUCUAAGCUAGGUCCUCAUCAAUGCUAAAACCUUGCAGGAAAUUACUUGAAGGUUUUUUGCUCCUUGGAUUUCAUUUUUUCCCCCUCUUUUUUUUUUUUUUUUGAGGGGGGGUUGACACAAUCUCCCACUUUUUAAAAUUUCACAUUUUAUCUUGCAUCUUAUACAGAAAACCAAGUAACACACACAUCUGAUACCAGCUAGUUUCCCUUACUUAUAAGGUUCCUUUAAAAUAUUUGUAUUGUAACUCAUCAUGUUCAUUAAAGUAUCAUCUUGGGGUUGAUUUUUUCCCCACAUUUGUAGGAGUUACUCAGUUACAAAUAUGUUCACAAAGCAAAGCCAUAGAUUUAUGCCAUACUAAUUCUGAGCCCAAAUAAAGGGGUCAUUUCUGGUUUUGCCCUUUGACUCUACAGUCCCUAUGCUUUUUUUUUAACAAACGUGGAGUAUUGUAUACAUUUGUACUAUUUCAGCACAUAGUACAAAUAAAACUUAAAAAAUUUUAGAAGUCAGUUUAUGGUUUUGAUCACUUCUAAUACUUUGUAUCAGUUAAAUCACAGUGAGAUGCUUGCAGAGCUAGUUACAAGCUAAAUUUUGUGCCUAACUUACCUUGGAAGUACAUUAACUCUUAAGGGUUUUUAAGUAUACCUUUGAUUGUAAACCCUAUACAAUACAACCAAUAGUGCUCAUUCCUUACGGUUUUGCUAUCUGGUGUUUAACCUAUGUGUAUAAUUGUGUUUGCUUUAAUAUAUAUCAUUUUUUCAACAGUAAACUUCUUAUGAAAUAAAAAGGAAAAUGUACUUGUUUAAAAACAAAGUUGUUCAGAGCUUAACCUAUUGCACUGUUUGUCCUACAGGCUCUCUCUUCCUUAAACCCUGUUUCAAAAGCUGGAGUGAGAAAAAGUAGCUCCUCCUUCCAUUUCACUAAAAUAUCACCACUUGUGCUGCCAUAAUCCACCUCGCAGUGAGUAGAGGAUAUUCUCUAUGCUGGCAGAUAAACCUGACGUGUUAUGCACAUAACUUUGGUGACAGCCAGCAAAUUGAACUUUUCAUGAUUCUCACUUCUAGGUACACCUAGAAGUAUCUUCCAGGGAUUAUGUCUAGGGAGAUGAUCAUGAUGUAGUGCAAGUUGGUAUGGUUUGCCUUCUAUUUUUAGCUUUUCCUGUUGUUUCUCUGUAUAGCUUCAAUCACAGGUGGUCCACUCCAUAUAUCAAUUGGAUAUGCCUCAUCUCUGAAAAAUGGGCAUCACAUACUUGUCAUCAUAAAAGGAUUGUUGAAGGGCUGUUUAAUCCUUAAAUCAUAAUUGCAAUGCAUUCCACAAAAUAAUCUCCUUCUGGAGCACUCUGGCCUGAGAUACUGACUUUUUCUUUCAUACAGCAUCAAAGAAGGGACAAGGCAUUAUGCAGCAGCAGGAUGCCACUUACUGCUUUGGAGGUAAGACACAAACCAGGUAUCAAAUCCUGAUGAUAAACAGAAAGCAGCAAGACAGCCCUGAGUCACUACAGAGGCAAAUUCUUAUAGUUCCUCUGAGGGAUUUAACUCCCCUAUCAAAUACAAAGUCCAUGAAAGCUGAUCUGAUUCUUCUUUAAACAUUUGAAGGCAAACUCCUUCAUGGCUAGACCUUCAUCUUAACAUUCACGUUAAGUACAUUACUUUGACUGGUUACUUAGCAGAAAUAGGUCCUGUAAAGUAACAACACGUGCCUGACAGUGUGAGCACACCUCAGACCUUUGUCAGAGGGCAGAAGUUUAAAAGAAAAGGAAGAAGGCCUUGCAUGGACAGACCCAAGGCAAUUGGGUCAACUUCUUCAACUGAAGAGAAGGAUACUAAGUCAAUGCAUUGAAACACCAGAAAAGUAGGAGAGAGACUUCUAAAAUAGAUUAUAUCCAGCACUCUUAGUCAACCACAAAACAACAACAACAAACCUAUAACUACCUUUUGUCAGUUCAGUUUGGUCACCAUAAAAAAUACUUGUCAUACAUUUCCAGUAGGUUGCACUGUUCUUUCCCUGCAAUCUGUCAUUAAAUUCAAAAUUACAAAGGAGAGCUAAAUCAACAAAGUUCUGCUUCUACUUUACAUGAAUUUGUGUACAAUUAAAGGUUAAAAACUCCUUUUGUGGAAAAUCAAGUUUAUCUUACGAACAGAAAUAGCCAACAAACUGCGAAGAGUCAUUUGAGGAAUCAUCUCAACCAUGAGCAGUUGCAGCCACCAAGUUUUCAGCAGCAAGACUGAUCUGUGUUUGAUGGUUGAUUCCAGCAAGGAAUGAACUACUAAUUGCUGAGCAUCCCUAAGGUCCCAUUGAUCUUCUUUUUACUGCAUGCUGUCACACAAGAUGUACCCCCCUUGAUUUCUGUGUUACACUAAUAUUGUGGUCAUGCUCUAAAGUCAGUACCACUGCCAAAACAGAAAACAGUAAAACGGUAAAUUUGGUUCAUAUAUUGAUAUAGAAAAAA
Messenger RNA from Motacilla alba alba, 4995 nucleotides. It is a transcript of the gene CAP2, whose product is annotated as cyclase associated actin cytoskeleton regulatory protein 2. Bases 415 to 1851 code for a protein of 478 amino acids. Gene Ontology annotation, biological process: cell morphogenesis; regulation of adenylate cyclase activity; cytoskeleton organization. Gene Ontology annotation, cellular component: cytoplasm. Gene Ontology annotation, molecular function: actin binding; adenylate cyclase binding. The transcript has 14 exons. NCBI's taxonomy places the organism in Eukaryota, Metazoa, Chordata, Aves, Passeriformes, Motacillidae. The record is from RefSeq and is a predicted model, not a curated record.